AACAUCUUAGACCAAUGUAAAGAAUGGACCGGCACCCUAGAGCCUUACAUGGAGGGUCUUGCCGCGAGCCUCCACCCCCAAUACCCCCGACUCAAGGCCACUGUGCUGGCCAGGGUGACAAGCCCAAGAAAAUAAAAAAGAAACCUUACGAGGAGAUAGGAGCUACCUUCAAUGGGAAUGAGGUCAAGAUCCGAGUGCCAAAGAGCACUUUCAAGCCGCCAAUCCUAUCCCCGUCGCAACUGAAGCUGCAGCAAGAGUGCACUUGCGACGAAAACGACUCGGUCUGCGACGAAACUUGCGGAUACCACACCAAGAACGAAGAUGAGCCAGCUAAUAAAUUGAAUUUUUUGAUCCCAGACGACAUCUGCGAGGGUCUGACCCGGCGCACGGCUCUGAACUCUGAAGUGGUCUACAGCAGGAAGGAGGUCCACAACCCCCUCUGUCAGACCUGCAACGUGACUCCAGAAGAUGCUCCGAAGGGGGUGCUGGCUCAGAAGCUGCUGCAUCCUGACAAAGACGUGUUUGUGCUGAAGAUAGGCAAGCAGACUGAUGAGCCGAACCGCACGGGGAAUAUUGAGGUGGAGCUGAUAACCCCUCGAGCUCCGCCCAAGCUGAUGCCGGCGGCCCACGCCUGCAAGCAGAUCCAGUGCGAAGAGUACGAGAUACCCUGCCUGAUGCCGUGCAGGCCGUGCCGGGCGCCGCGGAGGAGGGGAAGACGGGGGUACCGGUAGGGGAUAGGGGUACCGAU
Messenger RNA from Plutella xylostella (diamondback moth), 748 nucleotides. RefSeq lists its product as uncharacterized. The record is from RefSeq and is a predicted model, not a curated record. Lineage: Eukaryota; Metazoa; Arthropoda; Insecta; Lepidoptera; Plutellidae.